Angiostrongylus costaricensis is the source of this 777-nucleotide messenger RNA. NCBI's taxonomy places the organism in Eukaryota, Metazoa, Nematoda, Chromadorea, Rhabditida, Metastrongylidae. The record is from the annotation of a GenBank genome assembly.
AUGUAUCAAUGGCAUUUGUUAGUAUCGCUGGCGGUGAUUACCGUAAUCGAAGCACACAGAGAGAAACGUCAACUAUCCAUUGAUGACCUGAUUUCGAAAGCCCUCUCAUUAGUUCGACCGAUAUUCGACACUUCACAACCACUGCAGUACGAUGAAAUGUUUAAAAAGCAGCCGAUACCAUCAACAGACGACUUACGAGAUUCUAUUAUUCUUGGCUCACGUUCAGCAAAUCCAUUUGACAACAUCCCACUUUGCAAAGGAAGCAACAGAAUCUGCCAAUUUAUUUCUUGCUCUGCGGAAAACUUCAAGAAAGACCCAACAUUCGGUAAUAUUCAACUGGCCGCGCAAGUGUUGUCCGACAGGAAAUUACGGCAAACCAUCACAAUUGAUUCUAUAUGCAAGGAGCAAGGUAUGAGCGACGAACCACAGCAGUUGGAGAUUCGCAAUGAUCUGGUGGCUAGUCUGACACCAUUACCUCCGGCUCCAUUCAUACAUCCAACUCCACCGUCGGCACCACCUCUAGCCUUUCCAACUGUGCCUUCAAUCAUAAUGCCUCCUAUUUCUUUUCCGACUUCAGCAAUUGAAAAGCUGUUUCAGAAAAAAGUAGGUGAUAUAAGUAAUUACUUUGGUGGCUUUUCAUCUCCAGAUUCAUCGCCUUCUUCCUCUACACCGAUCGUAUCCGAGGAUUACUAUGGAAGUGUGGACGAGUCAACGCCAAAACGACAAGAACUGAGAUCACCACUGAAAAACUGUGUGCACAUUUUAGGAAUAUAUUAA